CGUGACGCUGGAUCAUUCAUCACACGCGUUGAUGGGAUUCGGUUUCAACUGGAUGAGGUGAACGGUCGAAAACACGUGACCUUUCAUCACCGUCAGCCAAUGAGAGAGCCCGUCUGCCGUCAGCCGCGCUUUAAAAACCGCUCCGUUGUAAACAAUGAAAAUCAAUCGUCUCAUCUGCCAGUGGAAUGAUGUUGUUUGCCUCAGUCCUCGCGCUCUUUAUGAGUGUAGCGUUUGCUGCACCAACUUUAGACCAGCAGUUAGAUGACCACUGGCACGUAUGGAAGAGCUGGCAUGGAAAAAAUUACCACGAGAAAGAAGAGGGCUGGAGGAGAAUGGUGUGGGAGAAGAACUUCAGAAAAGUUGAGCUUCACAAUCUCGAGCAUUCUAUGGGCAAACACGCUUUCAGACUAGGCAUGAACCAGUUUGGGGACCUGACAAAUGAGGAGUUCAGAUUGGCAGUGAAUGGUUAUAAGCCGAACCCCAGACGGAAAUCGCAGGGCUCCCUGUUCAUGGAGCCCAGCUUCUUUGAAGCACCCCAACAGGUUGACUGGAGAGAGAAGGGCUAUGUAACUCCUGUUAAAGACCAGGGAAGGUGUGGCUCUUGCUGGGCCUUCAGCUCUACAGGGGCCUUAGAGGGCCAGCUGUUCCGUAAAACUGGUAAACUGGUGUCUUUGAGCGAGCAGAACUUUGUGGACUGUUCUAGGCCAGAGGGAAAUCAUGGCUGCAACGGAGGCCUCAUGGACCAGGCCUUCCAGUAUGUUCUGGACAACAAUGGGCUGGAUUCCGAGGAGUCUUAUCCCUACCUUGCAAAAGAUAAUCAACCAUGCCGCUAUGACCCCAGAUACAAUGCUGCAAAUGACACUGGUUUUGUGGACAUUCCCAGUGGUAAAGAACAUGCUCUGAUGAAGGCUGUUGCUUCUGUGGGUCCAGUUGCUGUUGCUAUUGAUGCUGCUCAUCAAUCCUUUCAGUUCUAUCAGUCUGGUAUCUAUUAUGAAAAAGAGUGCAGCAGUGAAGAGCUUGAUCAUGGAGUGUUGGUAGUUGGUUAUGGAUAUGAGGGUCAAGAUGUUGUCGGGAAAAGAUAUUGGAUUGUCAAGAACAGCUGGACUGAGAAGUGGGGAAACAACGGCUACAUCUACAUUGCUAAAGAUCGAAAGAACCACUGUGGAAUUGCAACAGCAGCCAGCUAUCCUCUCAUGUAAUGCCACUGGACUGUUCUCUGCAUUCUGGAUGUCACAAGACUGACCGUCCUACUUUUUUAUUUUAUUUUAUUUUUAGGCGUUUUAAUUUGUGUUUUUAGAUUGCCGUUUGAGUUUCACUGUAUUUCCUUUGAACAGUCUUUUUAGACUCACUUUAGACUGGCAUACUACCUUAUAUAUUUGUAGGCGGUAUAUUUCUAUCAAGGUUUUGAAACUUGUAAACUGAUCAGUGCAUUACGUUUUCACUGAAAAGUGAAAUCCAUUUUAUGAGGUUUUAAUAUUUUUUUGUAUUACAGGUCUAAUGUAAGAACCAUGUUUACAAAAAUGGACUUCUGUGAGCUUUUUGACUUGUAACUAUUAAAAAUAU
This is a messenger RNA of Triplophysa rosa, 1563 nucleotides long. RefSeq names its product cathepsin L, like (gene ctsll). The transcript is spliced from 8 exons. Gene Ontology annotation, cellular component: lysosome. The record is from RefSeq and is a predicted model, not a curated record. Gene Ontology annotation, biological process: immune response. Bases 186 to 1199 code for a protein of 337 amino acids. Gene Ontology annotation, molecular function: cysteine-type endopeptidase activity. NCBI's taxonomy places the organism in Eukaryota, Metazoa, Chordata, Actinopteri, Cypriniformes, Nemacheilidae.